Messenger RNA from Raphanus sativus (radish), 1580 nucleotides. RefSeq names its product lysine histidine transporter 1-like. The transcript has 8 exons. The record is from RefSeq and is a predicted model, not a curated record. NCBI's taxonomy places the organism in Eukaryota, Viridiplantae, Streptophyta, Magnoliopsida, Brassicales, Brassicaceae. Gene Ontology annotation, cellular component: plasma membrane. The coding region runs from base 79 to 1422 and encodes 447 amino acids.
CUAAGCUUUGUGAACUUGUUAAGGUCUUCUUCUUUUUCUGUCUCUAUCUCUCUCCCCUCUUAUUCUUUCUGAGUCACCAUGGAAACUCAAGCUCCUGCUGAAGAUUCAUACGAUAAACUUAUGGAAGAGAAAAGAGCAAGAGAGAAAGAAAUCGACGCUUGGCUUCCGAUAACAUCAUCAAGGAAUGCAAAGUGGUGGUACUCUGCUUUUCACAAUGUCACAGCUAUGGUUGGUGCCGGUGUUCUUAGCCUCCCUUAUGCCAUGGCUCAGCUUGGCUGGGGACCGGGUGUGGUGAUUCUAAUUUUAUCAUGGAUCAUAACACUAUACACACUAUGGCAAAUGGUGGAGAUGCACGAGAUGGUUCCAGGGAAACGUUUCGACCGUUACCAUGAGCUUGGACAACACGCGUUUGGAGAGAAGCUUGGACUCUACAUAGUCGUUCCACAACAGCUGAUCGUGGAAGUCGGCGUUUGCAUCGUUUAUAUGGUCACAGGAGGGAAAUCUCUGAAGAAAUUUCAUGACCUCGUAUGCAAAGAUUGCAAAUCGAUCAAACUCACUUAUUUCAUCAUGAUCUUUGCGUCCGUACACUUCAUCCUGUCUCAUCUGCCUAACUUCAACUCCAUAUCCGGCGUCUCUCUUGCUGCCGCCGUGAUGUCUCUCAGCUACUCCACAAUCGCGUGGACGGCCUCAGCCGCUAAAGGCGUUAAAGAAAACGUUGAAUACGGUUACAAAGCAAAAUCUACAGUAGGAACAGUGUUCAACUUCUUCAGCGCGUUAGGAGACGUGGCGUUUGCUUACGCAGGACACAACGUUGUCCUAGAAAUCCAAGCCACGAUCCCAUCAACGCCAGAAAAGCCCUCGAAAGGACCAAUGUGGAAAGGUGUCGUCGUUGCAUACAUUGUCGUCGCGCUUUGUUACUUCCCCGUCGCGCUUGUUGGUUACUGGAUGUUCGGUAACUCUGUCGACGACAACAUUCUUGAAACGCUCGAGAAACCGGCUUGGUUAAUCGCAACCGCAAACAUGUUUGUUGUGAUUCACGUCAUUGGUAGCUACCAGAUAUAUGCAAUGCCGGUUUUUGAUAUGAUGGAGACUGUAUUGGUUAAGAAGAUGCACUUCAGACCGAGUUGGUAUCUCCGGUUCGUUGUCCGUAAUUUCUACGUUGCCGCAACAAUGUUUGUUGGUAUGACGUUUCCGUUUUUUGGCGGUUUAUUGGCGUUUUUUGGUGGAUUUGCGUUUGCUCCGACAACAUAUUUCCUUCCUUGCGUAAUGUGGCUUGCGAUAUACAAACCAAAGAGAUACAGUUUGUCUUGGUGGACCAACUGGAUAUGCAUUGUCUUUGGCCUUUGCUUGAUGAUUCUAUCGCCAAUUGGAGGGCUAAGGACGAUCGUUAUUAACGCUAAGGACUACAAGUUUUACUCGUAGACUGCAACAAUGCGAAGAACAUUUGAAUCAUUUAUGGCUCUGAAACACGUUUAAAGCUUAAAGUUUGUUUUACAAGUUAAAGUUACAUGUUUGAUUUGUUAAUUCUCACGAUGUCUGGUUUGAUUAUUUUGAAUAAUUUCUAUAGUUUGAAACACAAA